This is a messenger RNA of Schistocerca nitens (vagrant locust), 327 nucleotides long. RefSeq names its product defensin-1-like. Lineage: Eukaryota; Metazoa; Arthropoda; Insecta; Orthoptera; Acrididae. Bases 23 to 259 code for a protein of 78 amino acids. The record is from RefSeq and is a predicted model, not a curated record. The transcript has 2 exons. Gene Ontology annotation, biological process: defense response to bacterium; humoral immune response.
UCUCCUGCGAGACGACAGCACCAUGAAGACAUCGACGCUCGCCUUCCUGUUCGCCCUGCUUGCCGUUGCCAGCAUGGCCUCUUCUUCCGCAGCACUAGUGGAGGAGGAGCACCACGGCGACCGCCACGUGCGCUUCACGUGCGACGCGCUGAGUGCCUUUGGGGUGGCCGACUCGGCGUGCGCAGUCCACUGUAUCGCGAUGAACAGAGGCUACAAGGGCGGACACUGCAAAGAGGGCGUCUGUCACUGCCGCAAGUAGGGAGACGCCAGCAGUGGAAAGCCUCCGCUGAUCAGUAGCUAACAUGCUUGCUUCGCCAAUAAACUGUC